Molecule: messenger RNA, 4335 nt
Organism: Oreochromis aureus
Lineage: Eukaryota; Metazoa; Chordata; Actinopteri; Cichliformes; Cichlidae
Exons: 13
Coding region: 2679-4220 (513 amino acids)
Biological process (GO): protein folding; response to endoplasmic reticulum stress
Cellular component (GO): endoplasmic reticulum
Source: RefSeq, a predicted model, not a curated record
UGCUGCACCACGGGGCAACAGCAGACAAACUCAGCCAAUAGCAGUAGUGAGCCAGCCGCAGCCUGUUCCCAUAGCUGUGGAAUAUCUGAGAGGCGCCCCUGGUUUGGUGUGCUGCCCACACUGCAGUCAUCUUGUAACCAGUAAGGUCACACAUGUACCUGGGACAGCUGCUUGGUGCUGGUGUGUCAUUCUUGCAAUGGCGGGGCUCAUCUGCGGCUUCUGUCUCAUUCCAUUAAUGGUACGGGGAAUGCAAGACACACAUCACUCCUGCCCACAGUGUGGAAACGCUCUGCACGUGCACAAAAGAUGACCCCGUGCUGAUUAAUUAACCUUACACAUCGAAGCGUGGACAAAUGAACUAAUGAACUUGUGAUGCUAGUGUGACAUCUAUGGCCCGGAGUCAUGUGGAGACUUUUGUUACAGAGGAACUCCAGCUCACCACACAUACUACCACAGCUGGUAGCUGUACUGAGACAUUUUUCUUUUUUUUCACACUUUAAGGCACACGAGCAGAAAAGCAUUUCUAAGAUGUAAAUAUGAAAAAGAAAUUACACAAAAACACUUUUCGCACUUUCUAAUUUUGCACAAAUGUAUUACAGUGUGAGGUCAUUUUGAUUAAAUGACACACCGCAAUAACACUUUACACUCCCCUAAAGGCACAGUUUGACGUGCAAGUGCAGGACAGUCCUUCUUCAUUGCAGACAGUGGGAUGAGACAGUGGGAUGCACCCAAGUUUAACACACAGUUGUCCAAAUUCUACCAUGAAAAGAGUUUUACAGCUCUGCACUAAAUUCUUUUAUCAUUUAUAAUUAAGCUUUCAUUGUUUUUUAAUCAAACUGACUGUGAUUUCUAUAUCUGAACACGAAAAAAACAAAAAUUGAUGCUUUUCAGAUUUACUGAAGUUUUUAAAGUACCUUUAACUGCCUAACUGCACUAUUUUACUCUUAAGUGAUAGUUAGAAAAAAGGUUAUGUGGUUUAAAUUAUUAUAUUUAUUAUAUCUGUUAUUAUUUCAUGUGAGAAUGGUGACCUAACUCUGCUGCACUGCUUUCUAAGCAGCUGUAACCAGUCAGUGGGACUGACUCAUUCUCUGGUGUGGCUUUGGUCCAAAUGCCAGCCACGCCUGAUUGAAACCUGUUCCUGAACUGAUUUACAGGACUUCAAUUUACUUAGCAACAUGUAGAAGGUUUGUUUACACCAGCAAUGUUUACUCUCUGACAAGUAAAUGUUUAGCUUUACAAAUAUGUUAUGUGAUCAAAAGAAAAUCAUAAAUAAAUAGAAUUCCUUAAAGUGCCUUAAUGGGUGUGAUACGUUGGAAAUCUAUCACAUAAAAAUGGUCCAAAGAAAGUACACCCUCUUCAAAUUCCAAGGUUUUUCUUAUUAGGAGAUGAUAAAAAAUGUUGAAAAAAUGUUGGUCUUUAGCAGGUCUUGAAGUUGAAGACUUGAUAGAUGAUAAAUCAAUGAGAUAUUAUUCUGUGUCUCAUUUAAUUAGCAAAAAAUAAGCCAAAAUGCAGAAGCAGUGUGUGAAAAACUAAGUAAAACCUUAGUGUUUCUACAGAAACUUGGAAGGUAAGCAGCAGGUGCUGCUAAUCACAUGCACUUGAUUAACUGAUCAUCGCAUGUGAGCACCUCUAUAAAAGUAGAGGUUUCGGGUGUUUGCUGCUCUGAAGCAUUCAGGUGUGUGUUAGCACAAUGACAAACAGUGAUCUUAGAGACACCGUUUUUAUUUUCCAUCAAUCUGGAAAGGGUCGUGAGGUCAUUUACCAACAAUUUGAAGUCCUUCAUUUUACAGUGAGGUAGAAAACAUUCAAGCCAGCUGCUAGUCAUCCCGGAAUGGACAUCCCAGCAAAUUCACCCCAACAUACAGAAGAUCCAAUAAUCAGAGAAACUGCAAAACAUCCAAGAGCUGCAUCUCAGACUCUACAGGCCUCGGUUAAAUGUUACACUUCAUGGGAGUACAAUUCGAAAAAGACUGAUCAAGUAUGACCUUUAAACCUGUAGAGUGGAGUGGAAUAAAAUUCCUCCACAAUGGAGAGAGGGACUUAUAAAGGGACACAGAAAGUGAUUACUUUUAAUAGGUUGUGGCUGCUAACGUUGGUUCUACAUGCUACUGAAUCAUGGGAUGUACUUGUUGUUGUUAAAACCUGAUAUGCAAAACCUUCGAGCUGACAGGUGUACUUUUUCCUUCCUUAUAGCGACUGUAUGUGUAACUUCUGUGUAGCAGUUUGUUUGAUUUCAGUAGUGAUUUUAUUUUUAAUCCCAUUACCUUUGACUCUGCACCAAUGUUAUAAUUUAAAAUGAGGCCUAUUAAAGAAUAAAGGAGGUGUGUAUUAGCAGCUACCCUUUUCAAUUUUGUUUUAGCACAGGUAUCUUAGCUGCACUGUAAAUGUGGAGUAGACAAACACAACUUGUAUAUCUUACCUGGCUUUGGCACGAUUGGAAAAGUUUUGCAGCUAGUUGGCUAUCAGUCACUUCACUGGAGACCAGCAAGUCUGACCAAGAAACAAUCCAGCACAGAGGGAGCUUCAUGUGAAUCUCUCAGAAUAUGAACAACAGGAAAACCUGUGUGGUACUUACAUUUACUAACCAGCCGAAAUUAGCUACUCUUGCAGACGAAAUCAAACUCAAACUUCAAACUGGCUGCAGCUUGUCCAGUUUGUCAGUGUGAGACUGAACCGCCAUGAAGAGGCUUUUGCUGCUGUGCGUGACGGCCUUCUGUCUCGGCGUGUGCGUCGCCGCCGACACGAAGGAAGACAAACAGUUCCCAGAGAAAGAUGGAGUGUUACAGCUGAAGAAGGGGAAUUUCAAAAGGGCGCUGAGAAAGCAUGACCAACUCCUGGUGCACUUCUUUGCCCCUCUGUCGGGAGAAAGCCAGCGUGUGUCUGCAGCGUUCCAAGGAGCUGCAGCAGAGCUCGAGGGGUCAAAGGUCAAGCUGGCAGUGGUUGAUGUGUCAAAAGAGAAGGACCUGGCUAAAGAACUGAACGCGACAGGCCACCCGGUAAUCAGACUGUACCUCUCCGGAGAUAAACACAACCCAGUAGCCUGCCCUGUUCCUCAGAGCUCGGCUUCCAUCUUGACCUGGCUGAAACGGAGGGCAGGGUCAGCUGCUGACCUCGUCACUGAUCUCAGCCAAUCAGAGGCCUCAGAAGAGGUGACAGUGGUUGGAUUCUUUAAGGAGCUGAACCACGAGUACGUCCAGGUGUUCUACGCCACAGCGGUCGAGCUUCCUGACGUCAGGUUUGUGGUGACGCAGGACGAUGACGUCAUCGCCAAAUACGGCCUCACACAUGAUGUUGUUCUGAUGCUCAAAAAGUCUAAGCUCAUCAAGGCUUACAAAAUGACACCCGAGACAUCUACAGGGGUCCUGAUCGUCUUUAUCACCAUCUACCAGAUGGACCCAGUCACUGAGUACACCGGGCAGACAGCCUCUCAGAUCUUAUCGUUGCCUGUGUUAAACCACGCUCUUCUCUUUGUCAACAAAAGUUCAGAAGACUUUGAUGAGAUUUUCUCUGCCUUCAGCACCGCUGCAGAGACAUUCAGGAUGAAGAUUUUGUUUGUGAUGGUGAACGUGGCUGAGCUUCGCAAUGGCAGAAUUAUGGAGUACUUCCGGGUGCGGGACUUUGAGGCUCCCCUAAUCCGACUGGUUAACCUGUCAAAUCACGUGACCUACCAUCUGCCCUCUGACGCCCUGAACGUAGAGAUCAUAGAAAAGUUCUGCCAGGACUACCUCGAGGGCAAAGCUAAGCCUAAGAUGCAGAGCGAGCCGAUACCUGAAGGAUGGGACCAAAAACCAGUGAAGGAGCUGGUGGGGAUGAAUCUGGAGAAAGUUGCCUUUAACCCAGACAAGACUGUUUUUGUCCUGUUUUAUCUGCCCUACAGUAAAGAGUCCCGCGCUGUGUUUCCGCUGUGGGAGGAACUAGCUGAGGCCUUUGAGGAGCGCGAGGACGUGGUCAUCGCUCGUAUUGAUGCUUCAGCCAAUGAUAUCAACUUGUCAGUGCAGGGCACGUACCCAUCACUCUGCUUGUUUCCUGCUCUGUAUGCUGAAAGGGUGGUGGUUUACACUGGAAAAAAGAAGCUGAAACCCCUGAUUAAGUUUGUAGAGAAGGAGAUGGAGAAAGCCAAAAAAUACAGAGCUAAGGAGGAUGAAGACAGGAGGAAGUACAUCGAGGCCAUGAAAGCUGAGGAGGCAAAAAAAGCCAACAACACCAAAGAUGAGCUUUAAUACAACAACAAAGACGUGUCUGUGUGUGUGUGUGUGUGUGUGUGUGUGUGUGUGUGAAAUGAUGCUCUUUAAAUGUUUCUAAAUAAAAAAAUACUUUUUCUUUUUUGAUUCUGCA